Molecule: messenger RNA, 4050 nt
Organism: Ipomoea nil (Japanese morning glory)
Lineage: Eukaryota; Viridiplantae; Streptophyta; Magnoliopsida; Solanales; Convolvulaceae
Exons: 2
Coding region: 1-4050 (1349 amino acids)
Molecular function (GO): RNA-DNA hybrid ribonuclease activity; nucleic acid binding
Source: RefSeq, a predicted model, not a curated record
AUGAGUACCAUAAGUUGGAACUGUCGUGGCUUGGGUAAUCCACAGACAGUUCGCGAGAUUGAGGGCAUGGUGUCCUCGAAGAAACCCGACUUUGUAUUUCUCAUAGAAACCAAGGUUGAUCGUGAUCAUGCGGAGCGUCUUCGGGUUAAACUUGGUUUUGAUGGCCUUUUUUGUACUAAUAGUUCUGGUUUGAGUGGUGGAAUGGCUCUAUUGUGGAGAACGAAUAAUACAGCGAGAUUGAUUAGUUACUCUACAAACUAUGUGGAUGUUGAGGUGACUAUGCCGGGGUUUGAGAAGUGGAGAAUGACUGGCUUUUAUGGUUUUUCACAGAGGGGUCAAAGGAGAGAUUCAUGGGAUCUUAUUCGUACCUUAGCUGGCAAAUCGAAUCUACCGUGGGUGAUGAUUGGUGAUUUUAAUGAUUUACUUUAUCAAGCUGAGAAACGAGGUGGAAACCCCCAUCCUCUGAGCUUAUUGCAUGGAUUUGGUGAGACUAUUGAGGAGUGUAGAUUAGCGCAGAUGCCAAUGAUGGGAUAUCCAUUUACCUGGGAAAAAGGAAAAGGCACACCGAAUUGGAUUGAAGAAAGAUUGGACAAGGUUUUGACUAGUCAGAGUUGGCGUGACAUUGUGCCGGAUGCUAGUGUGCAAAAUAUAUUGACCCGAAAGUCAGAUCAUUCCGCUCUUUUCCUUGGGAUUCUGAAUCUUCGGGAAAGGAUGGGUGGUCUGAGAAGAGGGUUCCGUUUUGAGAUGGCAUGGCUGCAUGAUGAAGGAUGUAGGGAUGUGGUGGAGAAGGCGUGGGAUGAAGGUGCUGGUAGGGGAUUGCAGGAAUGUAUCUCUAUUUGUGGAAAUCGAUUGUCGCGUUGGGGAGGAGAGCGUUUUCAUAAGUUUGGGGAACGGAUUAGAAACCUGCGAAAGGAGCAAUUGCGCCUCAGGGGGUGUAAUGAUCCGAGCUCUUUAGCUGAGUUCCAACUUUUGGAGGAGUGCCUAUGUCGUAUUGAGGCCCAGGAGGAUACAUACUGGAGGCAGAGGGCCAAGCAGCAUUGGCUUAAGAACGCGGAUGCUAACACAAAAUACUACCACAGUGGGGAUUGGGUGGAGGGUGAUGCCAUGAGGAAUGUUAUCUACAAUUAUUAUAAGACUAUCUUUACAUCUGGCCCUCCAAGUGAUAGUGGGGAGUUUCUUGGAAAUAUAGCCUCUCGGGUAACACAGGCUCAGAAUGAGUUGUUGUUGCGGCCCUUUGAUGCUAGUGAGGUUAAGAGUGCUCUGUUUUCAAUGUUUCCUAACAAAGCACCAGGACCGGAUGGAAUGAAUCCGGGUUUCUACCAGCAUUUCUGGGAUGUAGUGGGUGGUGAUGUAUCAGCAUAUAUUGUGGAUUGUCUUAAUAAUCGCUCGUUUCCAGCUCGCCUGAAUGAUACGAAUAUAAUAUUGAUCCCUAAGAAGAAAACCCCAGAGAUGGUCUCGGAUUACAGACCUAUAGCACUGAGUAACGUGGUGUACAGGAUUAUGGCUAAGGUUAUAACGGCCAGGAUGAAACCACUUAUGGGAGAUAUUAUAUCUGACACCCAAAGUGCUUUUAUUUCUGACAGGAUAAUAACAGAUAAUAUUUUGAUUGCUGCAGAGGUGGGGCAUUUUUUGAACAGAAAACAAUGUGGAAUCACAGGAUGGGGGGCUUUGAAACUGGAUAUGGCAAAAGCCUAUGAUCGAAUGGAGUGGCCAUUCUUGCGUAGUAUGAUGUUAGCAUUGGGUUUUGAUGGAAGGUGGGUGGAUUUGAUAAUGCUGUGUGUGACCUCAGUUUCGUAUACUAUUCAGAUUGGUGGGACUUGUAGUGACCAGAUCAUGCCGACCCGUGGAUUGAGACAGGGUGACCCACUGUCACCUUAUCUCUUUAUUAUUUGUGCGGAGGGACUUUCAUUGCUAUUACAGCAGGCACAAUUGAGAGGAGAUCUACAUGGGUGUAGAGUAGCUAGGGGAGCCCCCCCUAUAUCCCACUUGUUUUUUGCAGAUGACAGCUUACUCUUUUUUAGAGCAACAGCGCAGGAAGCCAGUGUGGUAAAACAGUGUUUAGCGGCUUACGAGGAAAUGUCUGGGCAAGCAGUGAAUUACUAUAAGUCAAGUAUUUGCUAUAGUAAGAAUACGCGGGAUGAGCAGAGAGAGGAGGUUGCCGAUAUAUUGGGAGUGGUUCAGGCGCCGAAUUUUGGGAAGUAUUUAGGACUUCCAUCGUUUGUGGGCAGGAAUAAGAGAGCAGUAUUCUAUUACAUUGAUGACAAGAUCAGGCAGCGGAUUGGGUCCUGGAAUAAAAAACUGCUUUCACAGGCAGGUAAGGAGGUCUUAUUGAAAAGUGUGGCACAGUCUAUGCCCACCUUUUCUAUGAGUGUCUUUUUACUACCUUUGAAUACUUGCACGGCCAUUGAGAGAGCUAUGAAUCGUUACUGGUGGAGAGCUAAGGAUGAUCAGGGCAUCCAUUGGAAGGCAUGGGAUAAAUUAUGUAUCCCCAAGAAAUAUGGAGGAUUGGGCUUUAAGGAGUUGCAUGCCUUUAAUUUAGCUAUGUUGGGAAAGCAGGCCUGGCGUUUGCUCACCAAACCUGAAACGCUAGUUUCUAAAAUAUAUAAAGCCAGGUAUUAUCCUAAAGGGACUUUCUUUGAUGCUUCUGUGGGGAAUAAUCCAAGUUACUGCUGGCGUAGUAUUAUGGCGGCACAGGAAUUAGUUUGUGGGGGUGUCAGACGCAGAAUUGGGAAUGGAAAAGAAACUCUUAUAUGGGAUCAUCCAUGGCUCCAGGAUGAUAAUAAUGCGAAAAUAAUCACUGACAAACCACCAUAUUUGGCGCAGGCAACUGUGAUGAGAUUAAUAGACCAGGAGACGGCGACCUGGGACCAUGAAAUUUUAAAUGAUAUUUUUAUUCCGGAGGAUGUGAUGCGAAUAUUGAAAAUACCUGUGUCACCAGACUAUGAGGAUAUGUGGUAUUGGCAUGGUGAUGUAACCGGAGAAUACUCGGUAAAAAACGGCUACAGGCAAGUGGUGGGAGAUUAUGUACACACCACAGGAAUGUUUGAUAAAUGGCCCAAAUUAUGGAAACUCAAAGUACCCCCGAGAUGUAAAACUUUCUUAUGGAGAGCCUUGAAUAAUAUAUUGCCCACCACAACGAACCUCAUUAUAAAGAGAGUGGAGAUUAGCCCAACAUGUGCUAUGUGUGGGGUUAUGCAUGAGAAUGUUAUGCACUCUUUGGUUGAAUGUGAUUAUACAAGGAACAUUUGGGCACAAUCUCACCUUCCAACCCCCAAUACUAUCACAGAUAUUUUUCAUGUUUGGUUUAAUGAAGUAUUAAAUAUUCUAGAUGAUGAUGGAAUUAUUUAUGCAGUAGGCCUGCUAUACUAUAUAUGGCGAGCAAGGAAUGGAGCUGUGUGGGAUGCAUACUUGCCCAGACCACAAAGGAUAAUUGCAACCGUAGCCGCAGCGAUCCGGGCGUGGCGAAUUGCACACCCGGACCGCCCGCAACGCCUGCAUGCUCAGCGUGGAUCCACCACGGCAACUGCCGAGCAGCGGCAGGAAACGGCACUGCCGCAUGCGCGCACACCGCCCACAAUCCACACGGCUGCCCUCUCACGGAAGAAAUGCUACAUUGAUGCAGCCUUUGUCCAUGCCACAAGUAAAGCCGCUGUUGGGGCAAUACUACUAGACGAACAGGGAUUGUAUAUCACAGCUCUACAGGCGCCUUUGGUAAACUGUUUCUCCCCGUUUAUGGCAGAAGCAAUUGCGUGCAAAGAAGUAUUAUCUUGGUUGUGGGAUCGUGGGGAGAGGUCGGUGGACAUACUAACGGAUUGUUUGUCACUACAACAGUACUUGUCACAAGCAAAGGAUACACCACGUUCGUACCUCGGCUAUGCCAUUGAUGCCUGCAGAAAUCGGAUGGUUUCCUUUAAUUAUGUUUCAGUUAAUUAUGUUCCUAGAUCAGAUAAUCGUUUAGCACACAUUUUAGCCACUUCGGCCUUUAGUUAUUCAGCACCGAUGUACUCGGACAAUGGUCCGCCAGACACUAUUUCAGCAUAUUUUCAAUAA